AUGGCUCUUGUGACAUAUGUAUUACUCAAAGCAAUAGUCUCGGGAACUCAAGGCAACAAAUUUCAUCCAGAGGUUUUAGGAGUUAAUGCAACUUCUGCGUUUUUUCUUAUGGUGCUAGAAUUGGCAUUUAUUAAGAUGGGAUGUUAUUUGUUGAACAUUACAUCGGAUACUAAUAUAUUAAAUUUACUGGCAUAUUCUGGAUAUAAAUUCGUUGGUGUCAUUGUCACUUUGGCCGUUUCUUUGAUAGCACCUUUUUGGUUUGUUGUUAGCACAUUCAUUUACACUGCUUUCGCUAACGGAUUUUUCUUGCUGCGAUCGCUUCGACAAGUCGUGUUUCCUGAUGCUAGUGCUACUGUCGGUAUUCAACCUCGUCAAAAAAGAAAAAGAAUACAUUUUCUUUUUCUUGUCGCGGCUCUACAAGUUGUCUUUAUGUAUUUACUUGUAAGAUAA
Dentiscutata heterogama is the source of this 450-nucleotide messenger RNA. The record is from the annotation of a GenBank genome assembly. NCBI's taxonomy places the organism in Eukaryota, Fungi, Glomeromycota, Glomeromycetes, Diversisporales, Gigasporaceae.